CAAGCGGUUCUCUCAUUUCUGUGCUGUCUCUGGUUAAAAUCUGACCCAUUACGUAUUUACUGACACAGUGAUGCGAAUUUUCACAGCGGCGCUCCAUUUGCACGGCAAUGCACUAUUUGGAUGGAUAUAACCUCUCCUCCACCCUACCAGUCUGAAUUGUUUCCCCUUUCUUUUUUAUCUUUCAAGCCAACAGUCAGUCCGUCCUUUCUAUUCCAACAGUUAGCUUCUAUCGUGUGGCGAGAGGGAAAUAUCGGAUUUUCUCCUCAGUUGUUUAAGUAACGGUGAACGUGAGGGAAACUUCAAGUUUUGAGUUUGGACGUUCACUGAUAAGAAAAAAAGUAGCUAACUCAGCAUGGCACGGAAUUGCUACCGAAAUCACAUCUUCUUUCAGCUAUUUGGAUGCUUGACUUGCUUAACCAUCACUUCCGUUCGCGCAGAUGGUCGUGUCUUCCUGCUGGAGUCCGGUAAUGUGACAGACGUGGGCAAUGAGAGGCUGGCAAAGGGCACGUGCAGUUCACAGGGUGCCCGUCUGGCUUCCGCGGACGAGCUGCGGCACGCUGUGACCGAGUGUUCCUUCAGUGUCUGUGCCCGCGGAUGGCUAGCUGGCCCCAGCAUCGGGACUAUAGUAUGCACCAAUGUGGGAGGUGGUCAGAAGGGCAUGAAAGUGAUGGAUGUGAUCGUUGAGAACGCCACUGCUGUCAGCCGCCACCUGGACGUGUUCUGCAUCAAAGACAAAGAUGAUCCAUGUGGAGACCCGCCCUCCUUCCCGCACACCACCCUUCAGGGGCACACCGGGUUCGAGAUGGGGGAUGAGCUUCUGUACACCUGCAUUCCAGGCUACGUCAUGCCCAAUGGCCGCACUGCCUUCAGCCUGCUGUGCGACAGCUGUGGGGUGUGGUACGGCCUGGUCCAGCUCUGCAUCAAAGAUGAAACAGAGGCCCACAUCGAUUAUGAGGACAAGUUUCCUGAUGAGACCCAUGUCUUCAAGGACCCGGAGGAGGAUGAGGAGGGAGACCCCGAGGGGGCCCAUUUCAGCAAUGGCGCACAUGAUGGAGUGGAGCUGGAGCAUGCUGUGCAUAGGGGCGUGGAACAGGAGGGCGUGGCUCAUGAAGAUCUCGACUAUGAAGGCAUGGAGCAGGACCGUGCAGAUCAUGAAGCAGCAGACUAUGGGGUGGUCCAAGAAAGUGAGCCUGACAAAGACCUAGACUACGAAGGUGUUGAACAGAAGAGCGUGGCCGUAGAAGGCCUGGACCAUGAGGGUGAGCAGCAGCAGGAUGUGACCCAUGAGGGGAUUGGGCAGGAGGGUGUAGAACAGGAGCUGGGUGACAGGCCUGAGGAGGUGUCCAUGACCGAAAAUGAGGCCCAGCAGGAGGGAGGAGUGGAGGGGAACAGAGACAUGGUGGAGGAUGAGGUCGAGGAGGUGGAGGAUUCAACAGACAGGGGGGAUCAGCAGCCCACCACGGUCACUGACGCUCCAGUGUCCCUGCUCAGCCAGAAGCACCUCUUCUGGUUCCCUUCUGAUACCUUCCAUGAAGAGGAGGCACCUGAAGACACAGAUGAACCGGCCGCUGCGGAAACAGACAGCGUCCCUGCUGAGGGUGACAAUCACAUUGGGCUGAAGCCUUCGGAAAGCGACACGGGAGGUGUGACCGUCCCCCAGGAACUGGAUGACUUUGACGUUGGCCUUCCCACCGGACAGCCACAAAACGGAACCAGGGGGGAAGCAGGGGAGACCAUAACCACCAGCGAUGAAUCCUGGUUGGACGGGUACCCCAUCACCCAGGAGGCUGAGGAGGAUGGAGACGAGGGGGAGAAGAUUGGCUCCACAGGGGCUGGGGAGGAAGAACAGGAGGAUGAGGAGGAGGAGGAGGUUGACCCGGUGACAGAUAGCCCCAACCACGUGGAAAUAAGCCAACCCGACGCCUCUAGUUCUGUUCCGUCUGACGACGUCACGCAGAUUGUGGCCUCCCCGACCCGCCCGGUGGACUACGGCAUCAAGCACAAACCCGCGGCCUUAACACCCACCUCCCCUCCAGAGAACGUCAGCAGCAGUGCGGAGGAUGUGGAGCCAGAGCUGACCACUGCUCCUUCUGCAGUGGAACAGACUGAAGCCACCACCACUGCCACCGACGGUGCCGUUGCCCCCGAUUUUGCCAUCCUGGAUCGAGAUGCUGCUGUGGCCCCCACAGCUCCCUGGGAAACCACUGCGAGCCUCUACCCCUUCCUGGACCACCUGCCGGGCCCCACAGAUCAGGAGGACGUUACCGUCCCAUAUCAAGAUCAUCAGGAGAGCGCUACUGAGUCGCCUGACGAGUUCCCUGGAACCAGCCUGCACGACGAGCGCAUGGAGAGCAACCUGACUCAGGAAGGGACCGGAGCGAAACUCCUGCCCACCGGCGAGCCCUGCCUCGGGGACGCGUGCCCCUCGGGGGUGGGCAGGGGGCCUGUCAUUGCCAUAAUCAUCGUGGCCAUCUGCGCCUUGAUAAUGGCCACCGCAUUGGCCGUGUGGUGCUACAAGAAGAGGCAGCAGAAAAGCUCUGUCUACAAGAUGAACGGGAAGGGUCAGAUUAGACAUCCCCAGCAGAUGGAGAUGCAGCAGAAGGUUUAACUUCUUCAGCUGUGACUUUUAGGGAUCGUCCAACACCAUGUGUGUUGCUUAGCUUGUCUGCGUGUUUGUUUUUGGGGGUAUGGUGGGGGGCAAACACCAAAGGAAUAUCAGCUCUAGAGGAAACCAUACAUUUGACUCUUUUCUUUAGAGACAGAGAACUUUGUGGUACAGAGAAUUUGUUUGUUUUUUUGUUCAUUUGUGACACUAAUUGACUUUGUGUUGCUGUUUCCUUGUGAUGUUUUAUUUGUUUUGUUUAUUGUUCUUUUUUGUCAUUGUGUGUUAUUUUGACGAUCAUUGUUGUCACAAAAUUGUGUUGCCAAGGUUUUUAUGCCCAUCCAAACACAAAAUCAAUUAAGUAUGAAACACUGGGCUAGCACAGCAACUGAUAAUCCACACUACUGUGAAACAGAAUCUGAGCAGGGUAGCCUUUCAGUACAAGCACAAUACUUCCUAUGGAGGGCAGGGACCUUGGUAAACUCAUUUUGAUUCCACAGCAUGAAAAUGUUUUUUAUAAAUGUAUUUCUUGUUGGACAGGGUUCCAUUAACCUUUGGAAAUCAGUUACCAGCAGUCUAUUUUUCAGGAUCCAAUUUCAAAACCCACACAACCUAUCCCAUAAUCCAUUUGUCUGAGACAAAACUGAUAUUUUUUCAGUGUGAGAGCACAUCAUAUGACAAUACAACUAACGCAUACACGUAACUAGUUUCGUUUGCAGUAAUCUUGACGCCUCUCCACUGUAGCUUUCAUAGGAAAUAUGAAUAUGUGAAUGUAAUGCAUAUGUUCAGGCAGUAGGAGAGCAGACUCUUUCUUUACAUUGUUCAAAUUAGAUUGUUUUUGUUUGGCGAAGAUGCCGCUAGCGUGAUGAAUUAAGUUUGAUUUAUGAGAAGCAGACUCAGCUGGAAUCAGCGCCAGGGCUGGAGGGACGAUCUCGCCUACGUGCGGAGAACUGGUGGUCGCAGGCGAGUGAGACAUGGGCAGGCACAGGUCUCUGGGCUACACAGGAGACUGCGUUUCAAAUAAAUACCUUAGUGAUUUGAGCCUGAACUGAACCGGCACAAAGCAUAGGCUCCCAGGUACUUAAGUAAAAAAGUAAAAAGAGGGAAAGUAAAAUGGGCAGAAAACAAGUGAAGAUGAAGAAGUGUAAAAAUGUACACAUUUCUACACAAAUGUGUGAGUUCCAACUGUAACUUGAAUAUCAUCUUGAAUGGGCAUUUCAAUUGCUGUUUUUUCAUGAAGAAGGGUCUGUUCAUUGUAAUCACGAAGAAAAAAACCUAAUGAUACUUAAAACCAUAAAAGCAUUGGCGGUAUUUCAGGAGACACUUAUUCAUUUUUAUUUCAGUUAUUAAAUAAAAACAGAUAAGAAAAACAAACAUAUCCUUUAAGACACUU
Messenger RNA from Anguilla anguilla (European eel), 3995 nucleotides. RefSeq names its product sushi domain containing 5 (gene susd5). The record is from RefSeq and is a predicted model, not a curated record. Bases 353 to 2608 code for a protein of 751 amino acids. Gene Ontology annotation, biological process: Notch signaling pathway; cell adhesion. Gene Ontology annotation, molecular function: hyaluronic acid binding. Lineage: Eukaryota; Metazoa; Chordata; Actinopteri; Anguilliformes; Anguillidae. The transcript has 5 exons.